AGAACUUAUUGAAAUGCAAAAUCACAGGCAACCAUAGAUUUUGUACUGUUAGUUGUAGCAGGAGAACAUCUUCUUCCACCACGGAACAUCGAACCAAAUCCGUCUACGGCUUUUACGCGGUUGAAGCUCACACUGUAUGCAGGCCUGACUGUAUGUAAAUCAAUAUGCUUUGGAUUAAACGUUUCUGCUUCGUUAUGACUAUCGUUUCUGCUGCUGCUCCGCUUACGGAAUUGGAAUCCGCCUUAAAUUCGUUAAUUGAAGUCUAUCAUAAGUAUUCCAAUACAAGUACCAACCUCAUUGACCAUCAAGGAAUAGAGUUACUUUGCUCCGAUUUGGAUGUCUCUCCUACUGAUGUCCGAAUCUUGAUGCUUGCUUGGAAAAUGAAAGCUGAGAAACAAGGUUACUUUACACAGGAGGAGUGGACAAGAGGCCUUCUGGCUUUAAGAGCUUAUACACUCAGUGAAUUGAAGAAUGCCCUUCCCGAGCUCGAGAAAGAUGUCAGGAUGCAAUCAAAUUUCGCAGAUUUCUAUGCUUAUGCCUUUACCUAUUUUUUAACAGAGGAAAAACAGGGGAGCAUUGACAUAGAGACUAUAUGUCAACUCCUAGAUACGGUCAUGGGAUCUACAUUCCGACCCCAAGUUGACUACUUUAUCGACUACUUAAAGAUCCAAAACGAGUACAAAGUCAUAAACAUGGAUCAAUGGAUGGGCUUUUAUAGGUUCUGCAAUGAGAUAAGUUUCCCGGACAUGACGGAGUACAACCCAGGGCUUGCAUGGCCGUUGGUUCUCAACAGUUUUGUGGAGUGGAUUCGUGAAAAACAAGCUUGAAAGCUUAACACACUGGUCCUCAGGUCUUUGCAGGAUCGUUUGGCUCAACAAACAGAUUCAGCAAAAUUUUAUUUCAGUUCUCAUCCUUCAAAACUUUAUUAGAAAGAUACAUAAUAUAUGACACGUGUGUUACAUGUGAAUUGUGAUCAACUUCGAUAGAGGGGAUACACUACACAUUAUUAUUAUUACGUUUGAAAUAUCGUAUCCAACAUUUGUAUUUCUGAUGGUUAUCCAGAGCCACACCCCAUAAUAAACAUCCUCCGUUCAUCAUCUCUAAGGACGGUGAUGGCGCUCUGCUUGGCCUGAUACUCAUUAUUUUCAUUUUUUUAAUUAUCUAAUCUAAUUUAUGGAUGGAAAAAUGGAAAUAAUACGUGGACACUCUUCAGUCAUAUCUCCAACCUCUGUUAUCUUUUAAAUAUCAGGUGGGAGUAUUAUUGACAAAGCCUUCAGAAUGUUGUAGCAGGAGAACAUCUUCUACCAUGGAUCAGGAUCAGGUUUCUCUCUCUCUCUUUCUCAUAUUUAUUGAAUCAAUUCCGUCUAUGGUCUAUGUUUAUUUAUUAUGCUGAAAGUUAGAUUGAAAAUCACGAGCAGCCUUUUAUAGGAGCUGGUGAUAGAAGAACAUGUAUGAAAUUUGUUUGAACAAUUGAAGCUCACACUGUAAAUCACUAAUUGACAAUUUAAUUGAUUAGCCUCCCCUCCCCUGCUUUGUUUUAACGUUUCUACUUCGUCAUGACUUUUCUGUAACUUUGUUUUUUUUUUUUUGUCAUUCAUUCAGCUAGAAAGAAGUAUAGAAACUAUAAUUAAUAUUUUUCAUCAGUAUUCCAAAACAAGUUCCAAGCCCGGUUAGUACCAUUCAGCUUUUUUUACGUGAUCACAGACUCUUAAGUUCAAAGCACGUAGUCUUCACUUCAGUAACCAAAGCUUCUUCAGUGAGAUAUCUGUAUUUCAGUACUGUAUCACCUCUUUUAUGUUUGUAUGAUCUUUUGUUUGCUUUUCAAUUCAGAGGAAAAACAGGGGAGCAUUGACAUAGAGACUAUAUGUCAACUCCUAGAUACCGUCAUGGGAUCUACAUUCCGACCCCAAGUUGGCUACUUUGUCGAGUAUUUAAAGGUCCAAAACGACUACAAAGUCAUAAACAUGGACCAAUGGAUGGGCUUUUACAGGUUCUGCAAUGAGAUAAGUUUCCCGGACAUGUCGGAAUACAAUCCAGGGCUUGCAUGGCCAUUGCUUCUCAACAAUUUCGUGGAGUGGGUUCGUGAAAAACAAGCCUGAGAAAAGCUUAAAACAUCUUUAUGAAUCCCCUCCAAGUCAUUUACUUGGGAUUCUUGGGCUCAAACAAACAGAUUCAGCAAAAAAAAAUUAUUUCAGUUCUCAUCCUUAAAAACUUCAUGAGAGAAAAAACACAUUAUAUGAUUUCUGUUAAGUGUGAAUACGUGAUUAUUAACUUGAAAAGAGGGGAAACACAUUUUAAGUUUUGAAACAUUA
Messenger RNA from Raphanus sativus (radish), 2312 nucleotides. RefSeq lists its product as uncharacterized. Gene Ontology annotation, molecular function: ubiquitin conjugating enzyme binding; cullin family protein binding; ubiquitin-like protein binding. The coding region runs from base 165 to 827 and encodes 220 amino acids. The record is from RefSeq and is a predicted model, not a curated record. NCBI's taxonomy places the organism in Eukaryota, Viridiplantae, Streptophyta, Magnoliopsida, Brassicales, Brassicaceae. Gene Ontology annotation, cellular component: ubiquitin ligase complex. Gene Ontology annotation, biological process: positive regulation of ubiquitin-protein transferase activity; protein neddylation. The transcript has 12 exons.